Messenger RNA from Prunus armeniaca (apricot), 2928 nucleotides. The record is from the annotation of a GenBank genome assembly. NCBI's taxonomy places the organism in Eukaryota, Viridiplantae, Streptophyta, Magnoliopsida, Rosales, Rosaceae.
AUGCGAGCAUUUUUAAGCAUGAAACCGCUGCUCGUAUUAUUCACCGUCUUUGUUUUAGCUCCUGUUCUUGGGAGAUCUCUGAACCCAUCUCUGAACGACGACGUCUUGGGGCUGAUAGUGUUCAAGGCUGAUAUUCAAGAUCCAAAAGGAAAGUUAGCAACUUGGAGCGAAGACGACGAUAGCCCAUGUAAAUGGGGUGGCGUGAAAUGCCAUCCAAGAUCCAACAGGGUCAUUGAGCUCAGUCUUGACGACUUCUCUCUUUCGGGUCAUAUAGGCCGAGGCCUCCUCCAGUUACAAUCUCUGCGAAAGCUGUCCCUCUCCAAGAACAAUCUCACCGGAAGCUUAACCCCUAAUAUUGCACAUAUCGACAACCUACGAGCACUUGACUUGAGCGAGAACAGUUUCUCUGGUCCUGUACCCGAAGACUUCUUCCGGCAAUGUGGGUCUCUGAGAACGAUUUCUUUGGCCAAGAACAAAAUUUCCGGGAAAAUUCCUGAGAGUUUGGGCUCUUGUGCGAGUCUUGCCGCAAUUGACUUGUCGUUGAACCAGUUUUCGGGUUCGGUUCCAGUUGGGAUUUGGUCCUUGAAUGGGAUUAGAUCACUGGAUUUGUCUAAUAAUUUGUUGGAAGGUGAAAUUCCAAAGGCCAUUGGAGGGCUGAAUAACUUGCGAGCAGUUAAUUUGGGGAAGAAUCGGUUUACUGGGCAAGUUCCAGAUGGAAUUGGAAGUUGCUUGCUUUUGAGGUCCAUUGAUCUCAGCGAGAAUUCAUUCUCUGGGAACCUUCCUCAGACAAUGCAGAAACUUAGCCUGUGUAGCUAUCUAAAUCUGCACCAAAACUCAUUUGCCGGAGAGAUUCCUGAGUGGAUUGGAGAGUUGAAGAGCCUGGAGACUUUGGACCUUUCUGGCAAUCGAUUUUUGGGCGAAGUUCCAAGUUCAAUAGGUAAUCUUCACGCUUUAAAGGUGUUGAAUUUUUCUGCAAAUGGGUUCACUGGGAUCUUACCCAAGUCCAUGGCUUAUUGCACAAGCCUUGUGGCUUUAGAUUUUAGUAAGAAUUCGAUGGCGGGUGAACUUCCUGCGUGGAUAUUCAAGGCGAGUUUAGAGGAAGCUUCACUUUCAGAGAAAAAACUAAGUGGAAGCGCAAAUAGCCCUGUAUCUUCCUCAAUUGGAAAUGCGCCUCAAAAUCUGCAAGUCGUGGAUUUAUCCCUUAAUCAAUUUUCUGGUGAAAUUGCAUCUGACAUUGGGGUCUUAAGCAGUUUACUUAGUUUGAACCUCUCCGGUAACUCUCUUGUUGGUCCUAUUCCUGUGACUAUUGGAGAGUUGAAGGCCCUGGACAAUGUGGAUUUGAGUGAGAAUCGGCUCAGUGGAAGCAUCCCUCUGGAAAUUGGUGGGGCUUUUUCGUUGAAGGAAUUGAGAUUGGAAAAUAACCUUCUCACGGGGAAAAUUCCGACUUCAAUAGGGAACUGUUCUUCUCUGACCACUUUAAUUGCAUCACAGAACAGACUGACUGGCCCAGUACCUGCAGCAAUGGCCAAACUAACCAACUUACAAAAUGUGGACUUGUCUUUCAAUAACCUCACGGGAGGCCUACCCAAGCAGUUAGCCAAUCUUCCCAACCUUCUUUCCUUCAAUAUUUCCCACAACAACCUCCAGGGUGAACUACCUGCGGGCGCCUUUUUCAAUACCAUCUCCCCUUCCUCUGUCUCUGGCAAUCCAUCUCUUUGUGGCUCUGCAGUUAAUAAGUCUUGCCCAACAGUUCUUCCAAAACCCAUUGUCCUCAAUCCCAACUCCUCUUCUGACUCCACCACACCAGGAACAUUAUCUUCAAAUCUUGGUCAUAGAAGAAUCAUCCUUAGUAUUUCUGCACUCAUUGCCAUUGCUGCAGCUGCUGUCAUUGUCAUUGGUGUGAUUGCCAUCACUGUACUUAAUCUCCGUGUUCGAUCUUCUACAACUCAUUCACCAGCAGCCCUCGCGUUAUCAGCUGGGGAUGAUUUCAGCCAUUCCCCAACAACAGACGGCAACUCCGGCAAGCUUGUCAUGUUUUCAGGUGAGCCUGACUUCAGCACUGGCGCACAUGCUCUACUCAACAAGGACUGUGAGCUUGGUCGUGGAGGGUUUGGAGCAGUCUAUAGGACAGUUCUUCGAGAUGGGCGGCCUGUUGCAAUCAAGAAGCUCACUGUUUCAAGUCUUGUCAAGUCUCAAGAAGAAUUUGAAAGGGAAGUUAAGAAAUUGGGGAAAGUGAGGCAUGAUAAUCUUGUGGAAAUCGAAGGCUAUUACUGGACUCCAUCAUUACAGCUCAUCAUAUAUGAAUAUGUCUCUGGCGGUAGUUUAUAUAAGCAUCUUCAUGAUGGAGCAGGUGGAAACUUCCUGUCAUGGAAUGACAGGUUCAAUAUAAUUCUUGGAACUGCGAAAAGUUUGGCUCAUUUGCAUCAAAUGAACAUAAUUCACUACAACAUAAAAUCUAGCAAUGUCCUGAUCGGCAGCUCAGGCGAACCAAAAGUGGGAGACUUUGGCCUAGCAAGGUUGUUGCCAAUGCUUGACCGAUAUGUUUUGAGCAGCAAGAUCCAGAGUGCCCUUGGCUACAUGGCACCAGAGUUCGCUUGCAAAACAGUAAAGAUAACUGAGAAAUGUGACGUGUAUGGGUUUGGGGUUUUGGUUCUGGAGGUAGUCACUGGGAAGAGGCCUGUCGAGUACAUGGAAGAUGAUGUUGUGGUUCUUUGCGACAUGGUCAGAGGAGCAUUAGAAGAAGGCAGAGUAGAGGAAUGCAUUGAUGGCAGGCUCCAAGGAAAUUUCCCUGCAGAAGAGGCUAUUCCUGUUAUGAAAUUAGGCUUGAUAUGCACGUCACAAGUGCCGUCAAACAGACCAGACAUGGCGGAGGUGGUCAACAUAUUGGAGCUGAUCAGAUGUCCAUCGGAAGGCCAAGAGGAGUUGUGA